Anastrepha ludens (Mexican fruit fly) is the source of this 2271-nucleotide messenger RNA. It is a transcript of the gene KLHL18, whose product is annotated as kelch-like protein 18. Gene Ontology annotation, molecular function: protein binding. The transcript has 7 exons. The coding region runs from base 166 to 2001 and encodes 611 amino acids. The record is from RefSeq and is a predicted model, not a curated record. NCBI's taxonomy places the organism in Eukaryota, Metazoa, Arthropoda, Insecta, Diptera, Tephritidae.
UGCAGCGAUUGAAGAAAGAGAAACAAAACAGAGAGAAGGGCCAUUUUCAACUGCAGCAUUUGGCCAAAUUAUUGGUUUAUAUUUCGUCUAAAACAUAUUUUCUCAAUACGGCAUUAAAAAUCAAUGGAAUUGCUUUCGUAAUAUAAAUUUAACCUCUGCACUAUAAUGGACCAGUGGACAGAACAUAAUAUGAAGAGAUUACAGAUUUCAGGGCGCGACACUUUGCAGUCAUCGCAACCGAAACAGGUACAACAACAAGCAUGCUCAUCAAUAAUGGAUUUGCCUGAUUUUGGCGAUUGUGGCGAUGACCAAAAAUACGUAAUUUAUAAACAUGAUGAUCUGUUCGGUGAAAGUUUUCCUUUAAUGCGUGAAAUACGACGCCAAGGCAAACUUUGUGAUGUUACGUUGAAGGUGGAAGAUCAAUCGUUUUCGGCGCAUCGUAUUGUGUUAGCUGGUACUAUACCGUAUUUUUAUGCCAUGUUUACAAAUAAUAUGGCUGAGAGCCGGAUCAAAGAGAUUACAAUGAAAGAAAUCGAGCCCUCUGCGCUCGAAAGCCUCAUUAAUUAUGCCUACAGUGGUCAAGUGCGUAUAGAUAAUCAGAAUGUGCAAAGUCUAAUGGUGGGUGCAUCAUUUCUGCAGUUGACUAAAGUGCGCAAUGCAUGUGCUGACUUCUUGAUUUCUCGUUUUCACCCCCACAAUGUGUUAGGCAUACGCCAUUUCGCUGAUUCGAUGGGUUGUACGCAUCUCAUAGAGGCCGCUGAUAAGUAUAUCGAUCAGAACUUUGCAAAAGUGGUGCAAUCAGACGAAUUCUUGGGCUUGGAAUUCGAUGAGCUCAUCGAUUUAAUUAGACGCGAUGAAUUAAAUGUGCCAACAGAAGAAGUGAUUUUUGAGGCUUGUAUGAAAUGGGUAAAGCAUAUGGAAGAUAAGCGUUCAACAUUGUUUCCGCAAGUAUUAUCUAAAGUGCGUCUCCCACUGCUUUCGCCUCAAUUUCUGGCCGAUCGAGUGGCGCGCGAAGAACUGAUACGCUCCUCACAUCAAUGUAGAGAUCUGCUGGAUGAAGCGAAAGAUUUUCAUCUAAUGCCAGAAAGACGGGGUCUGCUCCAAAGUUUCAGAACGCGGCAACGGUGUGGGGAAUUUAUAAUGGGUCAAAUUUAUGCAGUUGGAGGGCUAGCAAGUAAUGGGGAAUCUGUAAGCACCGUAGAAAUAUACGAUCCACUGGUUAAGAAAUGGGAAAUGGGCGAACAAAUGUCAAUGAUGCGCUCUCGCGUGGGUGUCGCUGUGAUGGAUGGCAAACUUUAUGCUUUCGGCGGCUUUAAUGGUACUGAACGUCUCUCUACUGUCGAAGUAUAUGACCCCAAAAAAAAUAAAUGGUCGCAAGGACGUGCAAUGUUAUGUAAGCGCAGCGCCGUUGGUGUCGCUGCUUUAGAUGAUUGCAUUUACGUAUGUGGUGGUUACGAUGGUGUUACAUCGCUAAAUACAGUAGAAUGCUACUGCCCGAAGACUGAUAUUUGGAAAACGGUGGCGCCCAUGAUGAAAUAUCGUUCGGCUGGCGGUGUUGCUGCUUUGGGUGGUUACGUUUACGCACUUGGUGGUCACGACGGAUUGUCUAUCUUCGACUCAGUAGAGCGUUAUGAUCCUGUUAAAGAUGUUUGGCUCAAAAUGCAUUCAAUGCUGAAUCGUCGCUGUCGUUUGGGUGUCGCUGCGCUGAAUGGAAAACUAUACGCUUGUGGUGGUUACGAUGGCACUUCGUUUUUGCGCUCUGUCGAGGUAUACGAUCCCAUAACAGACACCUGGAAACUUGUAACCCCAAUGAAUUGUAAACGAAGUCGUGUAGCGCUGGCUGCAAAUAUGGGCAAAUUAUGGGCUAUUGGCGGCUACGAUGGCGAGUCAAACUUAUCCACCGUGGAAGUUUACGAUCCCGAAACGGAUGAAUGGUCCUUUGAGCCAUCAAUGUGCGCACAUAGCGGUGGUGUAGGCGCUGGUGUUAUACGUAAACAGUAGUUAGUUGUUUAAUGAAAUAACUAAUUGUAAUUAAUAGUAUUAGUUUUUAGACACUCGUAGUGAUAUGUUUUCAAAAAGCAUAAAUGCAUUUGCUUGCCUUAUUCAAAAUCUGUUACUUUUUGUUAUCAUGUAUGUAUGUAUGUAUGCUCUCUAUAUAGCAAAUUCAACUUGCUUUAACUAAAAUCAUUCCAAAUUAUGCAGAAAAACAAAAAGUUAAACUAAAAUCUCAACAAUAACAAAAAUGAUGACUUUAAAAAGGAUUUCAAUUUU